Messenger RNA from Triticum urartu, 482 nucleotides. NCBI's taxonomy places the organism in Eukaryota, Viridiplantae, Streptophyta, Magnoliopsida, Poales, Poaceae. The record is from RefSeq and is a predicted model, not a curated record.
CCUUGGGCCUCGCCGGGUGUGGAAUUCAAGAAUGGACAAGCAGUCUGUCACAGCUUGUUUUGUGGUGAUACUUGUGCUCUUAGGAAGCAGUAUGAGUGCAGAGAUCUGUGAGAGAACGGGCAAUAUAUUGACCAUAUGCACCAAUUCUAUCUGCGCGCGGCUCUGUCAUCUGGAUGCAGAGGCAUCUAAGAGAAAACUCGCGCAUUACUCGUGCGCUGGGACGGUCUUCAGCUUUUGCAACUGCAAAGUUUGCACCAUUUUAUAGAAGUUGGAUAGACAUUUACUAUGCCAAGUGCACUUGAAGUGUUGAUUUAAUAAUUGGGCACUUUGUAUCCUGGAGUCGCAUAGUUAUGUUUGGAAGUGAUAAUAAUAUGUCUAGUCUCAGCGAAAGGCGAAAUUCAUAGAGUUAUUACUCCCUUCAAUCCAUAUCGCUGUCCGUUUGAACGACUAGUAAUAUGGCUAGCAGCUCCAAUGGCGAAUUC